Geodia barretti is the source of this 1505-nucleotide messenger RNA. NCBI's taxonomy places the organism in Eukaryota, Metazoa, Porifera, Demospongiae, Tetractinellida, Geodiidae. The record is from the annotation of a GenBank genome assembly.
ACCAUUCCAUACUCCAACUUUAGUCAAAGCAUUAAGGAUAGUUGGGUCGUCUCUUUUUCCGCUCAUGUGCCUACAAAAAAUGCGAAAUCGUUGACACUUAUAUAGGGGAGACAUCCAAAUUUGGGCAAGAUAGGGAUAGGUGCAGCGAGAUAGAAGACAGGUCUAUCAGUUUCUCCUACUUUUGGGGCUACUGGAAGAUGUGAUGAGACGAGGUUGCAUGUGUCCUUACUGCAGGGUCCCACAGACAGCACUCCCUGCACAUCUGGGACAAGGCCACGGGGUCUCUGGUGAAGAUACUCACUGGACACAAGGGAGAGACUCUCCUGGACAUUGUGUGGCACCCAGUGCGGCCGGUGAUCCUGUCCAUCUCUACUGGGGUGGUAAAUGUCUGGUCCCAGGCCCACGUGGAGCUGUGGAGUGCCUACGCCCCAAACUUCAAGGAACUGGACGAGAAUGAGGAGUACGAGGAGAAGGAAGACGAGUUUGAUAUCGAAGACGAGGAUAUGGUUCUGAAGAGAGAUGGACUCCAUGAGGAGGGUGGAGAGCUCAUUGAUGUUACAAGGUUUGCCCCCAUCCCUGCCUUCUGUAGCAGCGAGGUGCAUGAUUGCAAGUGUGUCCACUGCAGUGAGGAGGACGAGGAGGAGCCACUGGACUGGCUGCCCAUAGCUCCAGAGAUUGAGGAACCAGAGGACACUGGCUGGGGUCAGCUAGAGCCCAAGUUGAACGAGCAGCCAGUGGCAGAGUCAGGAGGUAGAAAGAGACCAGCAGAGAAUGAUGAAAACCUUGAGCCUGUCGUCCCGUCUGACAUGGUGCCUCCUCCCAAACAGCCUCGCACCAUCGACAUCAACCUGCCCAACCGCUGGGAGGACUUUGCCAGCUCCGAGAACACCCCAAAAGAGAGCAAACCAAAGUCCAGCAAACAGAGCAAGAAGAAGUCUGGCGGCACGAAGAACAGCUCUAAGCCACCACCACCACCACCUACCAACAGUGGAGCCAGCAACUCAACAUCCAAGACCGAGACUAAACAACUGUCACCAAACAGCCCUUCUACUAACACUGCUCCUGCCCCUAUCACCACUACUUCUGAUAGUCUCACUACCAGUUCUCCUAGUCCCGGAGUUACUGCUGUUACUACUGGUCCUCCUACUAGUCGUAGUGUCACUACUGUUACUGCUGUCUCUAGUGAUAGAGACUCUGGGAAUAGUGGAGUGGCCAGGCCUGGUGGUGGUGACACUGAGGAUGGUGGACUCGGGAAGACGGAGGGUGAUUAUGAGAUACCUGACAGUAAAGACAAGGAGGCAGCAGGAACGAGCAGUGUGCUUGAGGGAGGAGAAGGAGGAAGAGAGGGAGGCGGGGAGGGAGGUGGAGGGGGAGGAGGAAGAGAGGGAGAGGGAAGAGAGGAAGAAGCAAUGGAGGUCGUCGCCGAAGAAAUGACAGAACGAACUAAUGAUAAAACAUGAACUUUCCCCUACAUUCCCUUAUACUUUACACAUUAUGGAUGCCCC